Molecule: messenger RNA, 3397 nt
Organism: Eptesicus fuscus (big brown bat)
Lineage: Eukaryota; Metazoa; Chordata; Mammalia; Chiroptera; Vespertilionidae
Gene: TUBGCP5
Product: tubulin gamma complex associated protein 5
Exons: 23
Coding region: 34-3102 (1022 amino acids)
Biological process (GO): mitotic cell cycle; spindle assembly; cytoplasmic microtubule organization
Cellular component (GO): centrosome; gamma-tubulin complex; spindle pole
Molecular function (GO): microtubule minus-end binding; gamma-tubulin binding
Source: RefSeq, a predicted model, not a curated record
ACGAGGGUAUUUGGUGCCCGGGAGUCGAGAAACAUGGCGCGGCCGGAGCCGUCCUGGCGCCGGCUGAACCCGCACCUGGAGCGCGACGUGCGGGAGCUCGUGCGCCACGUGGCGGGCCUCCGGGACGAUGCGGACCCCAACUUCCAGCUCUGCCUGCACUUCGCCUGGUCCAACUUCAGAUUUCAUCGUUUCUUGGAUGUCAACAGUCACAAAGUAGAAAAGACAGUAGAAGGAAUUUAUGAAAAAUUCAUCAUUCAUUCUGAUCUCGGUAAAGCUGCCAGUUGGAAGAGAUUAACUGAGGAAUUUCUAAAUGCAUCGCUCCCGAACAUACAGGAAAUAAAGACGGAUGUGCAUUAUUCCAUACUGUCACUUCUCCUAUGUCUUUCUGACUCUCCUUCAAACAGCAAUUACGUGGAAAUACCAAGAGAUAAAGAAGUGGAAAAGAAAGAUGAUUUUGACUGGGGGAAAUACUUGAUGGAAGGUGAAGAAAUUGACCUUAGUCCGAAUAUAGACACACCGAAUUGGUCUGAAGAGAGCGAGGAUGAAGAUGAUCCUCAGCCCUGGAGCAGAGAGGACUCUGGGAUUCAGGUGGAUAGGACACCAUUAGAGGAACAAGAUCACAACAGAAACCCGGGGCCAUGUGUUAGCUGGAAAGUGGACGGGCCCGAUGCCCGAAGCUGGCUGGAGCAGCAUGUGGUGUAUCAGUACUGGACAGCUCAGUCCUCGAGGUUUCCUCAUAGUUUGCAUUUGCACUCCAAUUUAGCUGCUGUCUGGGACCAGCACUUGUACAGCAGUGACCCGUUGUAUGUUCCAGAGGACAGAGUUUUUGUUACUGAGACACAGGUCAUUCGGGAAACCCUGUGGUUACUUUCAGGGGUCAAAAAGCUCUUUAUAUUUCAGUUGAUAGAUGGGAAGGUAACUGUGAGAAACAAUAUAAUAGUGACCCAUUUGACACAUAGCUGUUUGCGGUCAGUGCUGGAGCAGAUAGCAGCGUAUGGCCAGGCUGUGUUCCGACUCCAGGAGUUCAUCGAUGACGUCAUGGGGCAUAGCUCCGAGCACACGCUUCCUGGGAAUGGACCCGUCCUUAAGAAGCUGACAGAAGCUCCCUUCCGGACUUACCAGGCUUUCAUGUGGGCCCUAUACAAAUACUUUAUUACUUUCAAAGAAGAACUUACAGAAAUUGAGAAGUGUAUCAUCAAUAACGAUACGACAAUAACUCUUGCCAUAGUAGUGGACAAGUUGUCACCUCGACUGGCUCAGCUGAAGGUUCUGCACAAAGUCUUUAGCACUGGGAUAGCAGAAGUCCCACCAGACACUCGGAAUGUCGUGCGGGCAUCUCACCUGCUUAACACCCUGUACAAGGCCAUUCUUGAAUAUGACGAUGUUGGAGAAGCCUCUGAGCAAACCGUCUCACUGCUCUUCUCUCUCUGGGUGGAAACCGUGAGGCCGUACCUGCAGAUUGUGGACGAGUGGAUUGUGCACGGCCACCUGUGUGACUGCGCCCGGGAAUUCAUCAUCCAGAGAAAUAAAAAUGUUCCAGUAAAUCACAGAGACUUUUGGUAUGCAACAUACACACUGUACAGUAUAUCAGAAAAGACAGAAAAUGAAGAAAAAAUGAGUGAUAAUGCCAGUGCAAGUUCUGGCAGUGACCAAGGGCCCUCCAGCCGACAGCACACCAUGGUGUCCUUCCUCAGACCCGUCCUGAAGCAGAUCAUCAUGGCUGGCAAGUCCAUGCAGCUGCUUAAACACCUGCAGGUUGGGGACAGCACCAUGUGCCAGGCCACGGCCAGAGAUGCAGGAAGAAAAGGCUUGUAUAGCCUCUUUCUGGAAUCUGUGCAGUCACGCCUUCGACAUGGAGAAGAAGCGCGUACACAGCCCCUCACCAAGCAGCAGGCAGCCCGAGGGACCCUCAUUAGGAUGCAGUCCAUUGCGGAGAGACACCUGGAGCUGGACGAUGCUCACGACCCCCUGCUGGCAGUCAACUUUGCCAGGUUGUAUUUGGAACAGAGUGACUUUCACGAGAAGUUUGCUGGUGGAGAGGUGUGUAUGGCUAGAUCAUCGGAAUCUGUGACGUGCCAGACGUUUGAGUUAACGCUGAGAUCUUGCCUCUACCCCCAUAUUGACAAGCAGUAUCUAGAUUGCUGUGGAGACCUCAUGCAAACACUGAAAACAGAUUACAGGUUGGUGGAGUACUUGCAGGCCAUGAGGAAUUUUUUUUUAAUGGAGGGUGGAGAUACCAUGUAUGACUUCUACACAUCAAUUUUUGACAAAAUAAGAGAAAAGGAAACCUGGCAAAAUGUGUCUUUUCUUAACGUCCAGCUCCAAGAAGCAGUAGGACAGCGUUAUCCUGAAGACAGCUCACGUCUGUCUAUAUCUUUUGAAAAUGUGGACACAACUAAGAAGAAACUCCCCGUUAACAUUUUAGACGGCCUGACUCUGAGCUAUAAGGUCCCAUGGCCUGUGGACAUUGUUAUAAGUUCAGAAUGUCAAAAAAUUUAUAAUCAGGUGUUCCUUCUCUUACUGCAAAUAAAAUGGGCAAAAUACAGUCUGGAUGUUUUACUAUUUGGUGAACUAGCUGGACAGCCACCACUGCAGGACGGGCUUUUGUGUGGACAGGAAAUGGCUGCCCAGUUUGGACCACAGAAGAAACCAGUGAGGCAGCAGAUUCAUCGCAUGUUCCUCUUGCGCGUGAAGCUUAUGCACUUUGUAAACAGCUUACACAACUACAUCAUGACCAGGAUUCUUCACAGUACAGGGUUGGAAUUUCAACAUCAAAUCGAGGAAGCCAAGGAUUUAGAUCAAUUGAUUAAAAUUCACUAUAGAUAUUUGUCAACCAUCCAUGAUCGAUGUCUGCUGAGAGAAAAGGUCAGCUUUGUGAAGGAAGCCAUCAUGAAGGUGUUGAACUUGGCGCUCAUGUUUGCAGAUGGCUGGCAGGCCGGCCUUGGGGCGUGGCAGAUGGAAUCUAUAGAGAAAAUGGAGUCUGAUUUUAAAAACUGCCAUAUGUUUCUUGUCACUAUUUUAAACAAAGCCGUCUGUAGGGGGUCCUUUCCGCAUCUGGAGUCUCUAGCACUGUCCCUCAUGGCUGGCAUGGAGCAAAGUUAAAUACCUUCAUGUGAUAAAUACCUCGGACUUCGUCUCCAUCACAUGCAGCUGAGAAAUAAGAAUCAUUUGUUUUUGUCUCUUUAAAAAACUCUUCUCUGCUGUCCAUCCAAGUGGGUUUGUAGGUGUUUUCGCUGAAGCUUAUUGGGUAGUGUAUAGGGUUAUCUGUAUAAAAUUGUAUCAAUAGUGCAAAGUGUACAUAGGCUAUUUACACCUAUAUUUCCUACUGUAAGCGAUAGAUUUAUGGCAUUGUUACCUUUAGAUGUGAAUGAUAUUUUUGAAAAUGUAAUUGUUAAUA